This is a messenger RNA of Mucor mucedo, 664 nucleotides long. RefSeq lists its product as uncharacterized. Lineage: Eukaryota; Fungi; Mucoromycota; Mucoromycetes; Mucorales; Mucoraceae. The transcript is spliced from 3 exons. Bases 1 to 618 code for a protein of 205 amino acids. The record is from RefSeq and is a predicted model, not a curated record.
AUGGGUUCAACUGCAUAUUUAAUUGCAAAAAACUUGAAGCAACUUAAAAACCUGCGUUUUCCAACCCCGGCAUCGAUUGCUGGAGCGGUUGCAUUAGACGUAGGCAUCCACGCGACUCGCUUAGCCUACCAGUACGGGGUUGCCAAUGAAACCAGUCAGGAUCGAGCUGAAAUGUUGGCUUGGCGAUUAUUAGAUUUAAGAAGGAAAUAUGAUUACCUUCGUGUGGUGGGCCAUUCUCUUGGCUGUAGACAUAUCGUAGAAGCGUGCUCAUUAAUGAGCCCAGAAGAAAGACCAGACUCCAUUCAUUUAUGUGCUCCCGCUUUGGUUGCACCAGAUAUUGUGAAUCAGAUCCGUAAAGAUACAGGCGGUCUGGGUCGCAUCAAGACGAUAGUGUAUCAUUCAAAAAAAGACAUUACUCUUGGUAUUUUAUUGAGAGCCAUUUUAAAGGGCGAGCAAUCCAUAGGGGAAAUCGGCUUACCGGAUCAAGUUGGAUUUGAAAAAGACUGGAUGGAUCCAACCGUUACUUCCGUCGAUGUCAGUAAAUCUUUAGGCGGUUUUUAUGUUGGUGCUCAUACGGAUUAUGCCGAGAAAUUUCAUUAUUUUGCAAAGCCCUUUUAGAACAAAUAAAGAAAAUGAGACCAUGUACUGUCUCUGAAAAUAUUUC